UAAAUGUCCAAUUUGUGCCCUCCAGAUAAGCGUGGUAGAAUGGCAGAGCCCUUUUCAGCAUCCUGCUGGAGUCUCCUGGAGGUGACAUCCCCAAGCUGCUCCAGUGCCCACUGAGGUUUUCAGCACUCGGCUGUGGAAUUGAUGUCCCGGGACCAGACAGUGUGCAAAUACUGCGGAGUCAGUUACCUGACACUCCACGAGUUCAAGGUGAUGGAAGACAAAGUCAAAGCAUUGGAGAAGGAGAUUAAAGUUUAUAAGGGAAGCCUAGAACGGGAGCAGAGGCUUCAGGCAGAAUUGCAGGCUCUUCACCACGACCUUGAGCGCUGCCGGGCUGAGAGCGAAUCCAAAACGGAAAGGAUAAAAACCCUGACAGUGGAACUGAAAACCAAGCAGGAGGAGAUGAAAACUGUGAAAGCUGAUUUGCAGUAUUUCCAGGAGGAGAAGGAAGCUGCCUACAAGCAGUCACAGGUGCUCAGAACGACCUUGGAACACCAUUGCUCCACCCUGAGCAAGGCUGUCUCACUGUUCCCUUUCAUUAGAAGUGAAUUAGACAGUAUUAAAGAGGUCAUCUCCACCAACAUGGAGAACUUUGCUGCCAUGAAGGAGGAAAUUUUUCGGCAAAUAAAAGCCAUGAGCAAAGAAGCUCUGACAGAAAUACCCAAAUUGAACCAAAGAUUGGCAAAAUCCCAGCGGGAGAACGAGUGUCUGCAGGAGAAGGUCAAGCACCUCACUGAGGUGGCUGACACAGUUGAGCUGAAAACUCAGCAGCUCCAAACUUCCCUUCAGCAGGGCAACGAGCUCCAGAGUCGGUGCCGUGAGCUGCAGAAGGAAACUCUGGAGUUAACAAAUCAGGUGGAGACAGCUGGCCUGCAGCUGCAGAAGGUGACAGCAGAGAUGGACCACUACAAGAAGCUGUUGCUGGUGAAGUCAACAGAACUUGAUGUCUGUCAAAAUGAACUGAAAAAGAUCAAAUAUGAGAAUGGAGUCGCUGAGUCCAGACUUACAAAAGAGCUGAAGGAAAAGGAGGAAUCCCUUCUCGUGUGCCAACAAGUCUGCAAACAUUUACAGGAGGAGGUGGCAGAGAAAGAAAGGAGAGAAGAAGAUCUGAAAAGAAGAACUGGGAGAUCAGAGAGUGAGCUGGAAACCCUUAAAGCUCUGCUGAGCCAGACAGAGCAGGAGGUGCUGAUGCUGAAACAGGAAAGGGAGCUGCUAAAGAGCAGGACGGAGCAGCUGCAGGAGACACUGAGGCAGAAGGUGCAGAGUGAGGACUCCUGGAGGGACAAGCUGGAGAUGGACCUGGCCAAAGGGGAGGCUCGGCACAAAGAAGCAAUUCUGAAAGUCAGGGAAGAGGCCAGAGUGGAGCUGGAGCUGGAGAGACAAAAACAGCAGGAACUGAUCACAAAGUACCAGAGAGAGCACGAGGAGCUCCAGCAGAAGAUCCCAGGUUUAAUAUCCAGUGCCACCAAGAGCUUGAGGAUGGAGAUGGAAAUUCUGGAGAAGAAGCUCCAAGAUGCCCAAAUGAAAGUGGCAGAGAAGGAUGGAGACAAGGAAAAGGAAAUCCAGAGCCUUAAAAGGCUCAUCAGUGAGCUUGAGUUCCAGCUGACCAUGGAAAAGAGCAACAAUGAAUCAUUCCUGGAUAAACUGAGGAAAGAAAUUAAGCACAAGUCAGAUGAACUGGAAAAAUUAACCCAGGAGAAGACACAGCUGAUUCACAGCUUGAGUCAAGUUCAAGAGGAGAAUUCCCUGCUGCAGGACACGGUGCGCCGGGAGUGCGAGGAGCGCUUCGAGCUGACGGCGGCGCUGGGCCGGGCCCGGGAGCAGGUGCUGGAGCUGCGGCGGCUCAGCGGGACCCUCCCGGCCUCGCCGCGCUCGCUGCCCGCCGGGGACCUCCGCCUCUCCGGAGCCCUGGGCACGGCCAGGGCUGCCCGGGCCCCCGGCUCGGGCCGGCACGGCGGCAGCAGCGCCGGAUCCCUGGAUCCUCCCAAGGGAAGGGCGGCCCCGCUGGGCGAGCCCCGGGGCCGGGUCCCCGCCGGGACGAGGCACCGACCGAGCCAGCUCUGACAGCUCUGCCCGGGAAAGCGUUCCGGCCUCCGAAGGAACGCCUCCCGAACUCAUCCAUUCCUACAAUUUAAAAUCUAGUUAAAUAUUUGUUUAUUUUUGGUGCGGUAACUUUUAUCUGUCCAAUAAUUUAUUCAUGGUGUAAUUAAAUGCUGGGCGCGUUUCAAGAUGGGAAAAGUGAAAAGAGUCUCUCCAAGAGGAGCACAAGGAGCAGCACAUCUUCAAUGAGUGGGAUUGAAAUCCGAAAAUCCCUGGAUCCCAGAAGGUUUGGGUUGGAAAGGACCUUAAAAUUCACCCCAUUCCAAUGUCCUGGCCCUGGGCAGGGAAUAAUGGCCCAGCAUCACUGGAUCCAGGAGGGAUGGGGCUGGGAGCAACCUGGGACAAGAACUGGAUGAGCUUUGAGAUCCCUUCCAACCCAAACCAGUCUGUGAUUCCAUGAUUCCAUCAUCUCAAACCUGGGCUCUUAUCUCCCUGUUUGUGUCCUGGAGCAGCAGUUGCAGUAAAAGGGGAGUGUGGCCAGGGAGGAACAGCACGUAAAAUAACAGGAGCAGGAAUGGGAUCAUGGCUCUGGCACGAGGGAGUGGCCAGGUCCUGGAGGCAAACCAAGUCCAGAACAAAUAUUUCCCAUCUCCCCCUUCCUCCCAGAGCCCAGAGCUUCUGCUGCUAAGCAAUAAACAAAAUAUGGAAAUGUCAGGGACCCUUUCUUACUGGCUUUGAAAACAAUGUAAUGCAUCUCACCAUGUCAAGGAAAGUUUACCAAGUGGUUUCCGUGGUGGGAUGACAGGCAGAGCACAAAGUGCCACGGAGGACAUGGACACCUCAUUACAGCCCUGAAAUUUUAGGAAAUCAAACUUCCUGCAGGAAGCUCUUGUAGGAGAGCUCCUCCCUGGUGUCAGGGACCUUGCCCUCCAGGACUCAUGGCAUGAGGCAAAGCCAAACAAAGCUCCAGGAACAAACCUGUCCCUGUGGAUCCUGCCCUGAUUCCAGCCCUUCCCUUGGAGAAAACAUCCCGUGGCACGGGGCUGUCCUGUCCUUCCCUGCUGGAAAGGCUUCAAAUUGCCCCUGGCAGAGCUGGGGGUGGCACCUGCUCUGGAGGGAGCUCCUGCAGCCCUGACCCUUUUCAGACAGCAUCAUUCCCCUGUGCCAGGCAGGGAAAUGGGGCUCCGUGGGCUGGGGCUGAUGUUCUGUGUGAGCCCCAGACACAUCCCUGGUGUGGCCAAACCCCUCCUCACUGACCCUGCCAGGAGGGUGGCCAGGGGGGAUCCAUCCCUGCUCCCAGGGGACAAAGGGACAGCACAAGAAGAGCCCUGGAAUCUCAGUCAGUGCCUCAGUGUGGCUCAUCCUUUUCCCACCUGAAGUUGCCCAAAGUGUAAUGUUCUCCACAGAUGAUAAGAUGGAGAGUCCAGCCCCUGCCUGGUCCUGCUGCUCCUUCGGCAGAAAUUGGGAUCAGCAGUGGCCAUGCACAGCUUGCCAUGGAUAUCACUUCAUUCCCACUGGGAUAUCACAAACCAAAGCUGGGAUGAUCACUAGACCUUGCUCUGAGGUGUGUGUAGGAUCUGGGAUCCCGACUGUGCCUUGCAGAUGGAGUUUUUCUACAAAAGAAGAAAUUGGACUGCAGGAAAAACCAUCUUAGUUCCUAAGCAGUGUUAAAAGUGCAUGGAAAUAGAAACUGAUGCCACAGAUCAUUAAAAUGUAUUAAUCAGAAUAAAA
Haemorhous mexicanus (house finch) is the source of this 3768-nucleotide messenger RNA. RefSeq names its product leucine, glutamate and lysine rich 1 (gene LEKR1). The transcript has 12 exons. NCBI's taxonomy places the organism in Eukaryota, Metazoa, Chordata, Aves, Passeriformes, Fringillidae. The coding region runs from base 142 to 2061 and encodes 639 amino acids. The record is from RefSeq and is a predicted model, not a curated record.